Messenger RNA from Poecilia reticulata (guppy), 2364 nucleotides. RefSeq names its product splicing factor U2AF 35 kDa subunit. The record is from RefSeq and is a predicted model, not a curated record. Gene Ontology annotation, biological process: mRNA splicing, via spliceosome; heterotypic cell-cell adhesion; negative regulation of neuroinflammatory response. Gene Ontology annotation, molecular function: metal ion binding; RNA binding; cell-cell adhesion mediator activity. NCBI's taxonomy places the organism in Eukaryota, Metazoa, Chordata, Actinopteri, Cyprinodontiformes, Poeciliidae. Gene Ontology annotation, cellular component: U2AF complex; cell surface; axon.
UUGUCCUGUUAGCUAGCUAACCCCUAACCAAACACUCAGUCUUCAUUCAGUGGCUUAAAGUAGACAAGUAUGUAUCUGUAAGACUUCGUGUGACUCAGCGAUAUGAACAAAUGUCAACUAGGGUAUAAAAGCAAACAACACUUCCAGGUAGAGCUGAUUAGCUUGGAAUACGUAGAAACAUGAGGUGGGACUGUGUGCCGUAAACAGACACAGACCGCCUCAUACAGGUAGGUGUUAAAUAUCAAUAUGAAAAUAAAUCAGUCCUAAUAAUCAAUCUUGACGUGAGCGGAAAUAGUAAAUGUUCUGAAUAAUACCAAAGUACUGUCUGCAUUUAGGUAAAAUUMUUCUCCAAUUAGUGGCAAAUACAUUGUUUUUGUGUUUUGAAGGGUAAAAGCUAUCAAAAAAAAAACUCUUGAUUAUUGAAGGUAGCCACCAACUAACUGAAAAAUAAAGUUUUAAAAAAUUUUGCCUCCCCAUAUUAGUUUAGCUAAUAUGCAAAUUAGCUUUUUUUUUUUUUUUUUUUUUUAAACAUACAGUUACUGAAGGAAACUGUUAAACAACCAGUAAAUGUGACUUUACUGUGAGAGUUAGAGUUUGUUGUUGGAUCCCAGCGUAGUCGGCAGGAGGAACCCGCUGCCGUUCCCAGCCCCGGAAACGUCUGUCCCCCCUCAGGCCUGAACACAAGCAGCWAAACUUAAAGCAGCAUUCAUGUGAAAAAGAUAAGACACUUUAUUGACUAAAAGUCUGCUGCUCAAAACCUUCCAUUUUCUUCAGAUGCGUCUAUUUCUCACGUUUUCAUUGUGAUUUUUGUUGGCUUGCUUUUUUAAAGCUUUUUGGAGAAAUACUACAAGAAAUAUAGUUAAUAUUUUAAUUUAACUAUUUUUCUUGCUGAGGAAAGAGCGAGUGCAGUCUUCACCCGGCGUAGUUGAACUAACCCGUUAUCCGCCCACCGGUCUGUAGUAUCGCUUUAUUAAGGAGGAUGGCUCCCCUCCUCACUUUAAUGUUUGAGAUGUUKCUUGCAUCAUCUUAUGUUAUCAUAAAGCUUCUCCUAUUAAAUCUGSACUUUGACUAGACCAGAACUUUCUAUUUCUUAACUUCAGCCCAUCUUUGAUGGAGCUCCCGGUAUGAAUAUACUUAAUCUUUUUUUUUACUGCUAGUCUAAUAAUAAUCUYAAACAAAAACCCUCUAAUAAAUGAUAGAACACUUGAUGGGUUCUAUGAUUGCUUUCCCAAACCAUGACACUUCCACUUCCAUGCUUUAUAGCUGCUGUGAGGUUCUUUUCUUGGCAAGCAUGUCCUCUUUUCUUGCGUCCAAAUAACUUUAUUCCUAUCUUUCUGAAGAACAUCAUUCCAGACGUUCUGGUCUUUCUCUGCUCUCUCAACACCGGUCACUGGUGUGCCUUUUGUGCCUGGUUCUGUCCCAGUCAGGCUAGUCAUUCUGGUUGCUUAACUGGUUUUUCUCAGUGAGACAAUCUGUAUGUUUAAAAUGUUGCUUCAGAMAUAAAUGCUAAAUAUCAGGAAGCAAUUGCUAAAUGCUCUUGUUAAAUGCAGCUUCCUCUCUCGACCAAUCGCUCGCAGCCGUUUUAGCAAAACAUAUCUAAUAACGUUCUUUUCCCUCCCCAGCUUCGUAUUUGGUUGGAUUUUUAUCACAGAAGCUUAUGUUUUGUAUUUCAGACCAUUUCCCUCUUGAACAUUUACCUUCAUAACCUUCAAAACUGCCCAGUCCGCUGAUGGUUUCCACUGUGCCGUGAGCGAUGUGGAAAUGCAGGAACAUUACGACGAGUUCUUUGAGGAGGUGUUCACAGAGAUGGAGGAGAAGUAUGGAGAGGUGGAGGAGAUGAAUGUCUGUGAUAACCUGGGUGACCACCUUGUCGGCAAUGUCUAUGUGAAGUUUCGACGUGAGGAGGACGCAGAGAAAGCGGUCAUGGACCUGAACAACCGCUGGUUCAACGCCCAGCCCAUCCACGCAGAGCUGUCCCCGGUUACCGACUUCAGAGAAGCCUGCUGCCGCCAGUACGAAAUGGGGGAAUGCACCCGAGGAGGAUUCUGCAACUUCAUGCAUCUGAAGCCCAUCUCACGGGAACUCCGCAGGGAGCUCUACGGCCGCCGCAGGAAAAAGCACCGCUCUCGUUCCCGCUCCCGAGAACGGCGCUCCCGCUCCAAGGAUCGACGGCGGGGCGAUCGCGAGAGGCGGAAGUCCAGAGACCGGGAGCGGUCUGGGAGGUUCUGAAAGAGGCCGAGGCUGAUGCAUUCAAUCCCCUACUUCCUAAUCCCAGCAAUGUUUUAUUUUGUUUWGUUUUUUUUCUUUUUUGUUUCGGUGAAUUGUUGAAACUGUUAUUUUCUUUUAUUCACUUUUUUUAAAAGA